Oryzias melastigma (Indian medaka) is the source of this 3418-nucleotide messenger RNA. It is a transcript of the gene tpcn1, whose product is annotated as two pore segment channel 1. NCBI's taxonomy places the organism in Eukaryota, Metazoa, Chordata, Actinopteri, Beloniformes, Adrianichthyidae. The coding region runs from base 541 to 2991 and encodes 816 amino acids. The transcript has 26 exons. Gene Ontology annotation, cellular component: endosome membrane; lysosomal membrane. Gene Ontology annotation, biological process: monoatomic ion transport; transmembrane transport. The record is from RefSeq and is a predicted model, not a curated record. Gene Ontology annotation, molecular function: voltage-gated channel activity; monoatomic ion channel activity.
UGGCGUCUGCCGUGAAUUGCUUUAGUGUCGUAGAAGUUUGUUGCUGUAUCUGCGGAUGUUUGCCAGCUCGGAUUGUGUGUUAGAUAAAGAUGCUUCUAGGAAAAAGGUCGAACGCUUUCUGCUUCGGAUUAAAGAGAAACGCGGAACUGUUUGGAAGACUCGUGUUAUAAAUGUAGCCGCUAGGUUGUAAUUAUGGAUCCACGCGGACAGACCGAGCUCGAUUUCUCCAGGAACAGUCAAGUCAAAUCGGUGACAGAUGUCUGGCGUAACAGGACAAAGACCAGUGCGACAAACACCCUCUUCCUUAUCAACAUUACAUAUUUUUAAACGAGUUAAUUUGAUACUUUAUGGGUAAACUCGUGGCUUGUUGUCGUUGCAGGGCUCGGUUUUUAUUCUAUCUAAGCUAACUGUUCAUCUUGAGUUUGACCCAUUUAUUUACAUUUUGACCGCAACAGUAACGAUGCGGUUCUGGGUCAGGAAGACCGGCUUUUAGCUCCAACUAACUCCCUCUACGCUUCUGAAGAUUGUUAAUCUGAGUUAAUGGAGUCCGACGACGACGUCCCCAUCCUGAGCUGGGACGAAGCGAACAACAGCUUGUUCAUCGAGGAGACGGACAGAGGAGACGAGAAUGGAGGAGGCAAUUAUGACAUAGUGAACAACACUGUGAUCUCAACUCCUGGACCGCAGAACAGCAGAAACCAGAAUGUGACCCUAAAGCAAAGCUGGGAGAUGAACUACCAGGAGGCGGCCAUCUACCUGCAGGAGGGAGAAAACAACGACAAGUUUUUUACGCAUCCACAAAACCCCAAAGCGCUGGCAGCGUACCUGUUUGUUCACAACCACCUGUUCUACAUGAUGGAGCUGCUGACAGGCCUGCUGCUGCUGAUGCUGUCGCUGUGUGAAGCUCCCGCCGUGCCUUCACUGCGCCUGGAUGUCUACGUCCAUGCUACUCUGGAGCUGCUGGCUUUGGUGAUGGUUGCAUUUGAGUUAUGCAUGAAACUGCGUUGGUUAGGCUUCCACACGUUCAUACGGCACAAGAGGACCAUGGUCAAGACGUGUGUACUACUGCUGCAGUUUGUGGAGGCUAUCGUGGUUCUAAUAAGACAAACGUCCCACGUGAGAAUAACCAGAGCGCUCAGGCCCAUUUUCCUGGUGGACUGCAGAUACUGCGGUGCAGUGCGCAGAAACCUGCGUCAGAUCUUCCAGUCCCUCCCAUCGUUCAUUGACAUUCUCCUGCUGCUGCUUUUCUUCAUGGUGAUUUUUUCCAUUUUGGGUUUCUGCCUCUUCUCCACAAACACCGCCGACCCGUACUUCAACACGCUGGAGAACAGCCUUGUCAGCCUCUUUGUGCUGCUGACCACAGCAAACUUCCCUGAUGUGAUGAUGCCAGCAUACUCCAAAAACAGCUGGUCUUGUGUUUUCUUUAUCGUUUACCUCUCCAUAGAGCUGUAUUUCAUCAUGAACCUGCUCCUAGCUGUGGUAUUUGACACGUUUAAUGAUGUUGAGAAGAUGAAGUUUAAAUCUCUCCUGCUUCACAAGCGCUCCGCCAUCGAUCACGCUUUUCAGCUGCUAGUUAGCCGACAGAGGCCGAUGGGGGUGUCUCUGAAACAGUUUGAUGGUCUGAUGCGAUAUUACAGACCACGAAUGUCUGCCAGAGACCGCUACCUCACCUACAAAGCUCUAAACACUUCGGGGGCCACAAUGCUCAGUCUCCAGGACUUCUACAAAUUCUAUGAGGUCAUUGGUCUUAAAUGGAAGGCACGACGGAGUGGAGAGCACUGGUUUGAUGAUCUUCCUCAUACAGCCUUCCUCAUUUUUAAAGGGAUCAACUUGCUUGUGAAGUCAAAAGCCUUCCAGUAUGCCAUGUAUGUGGUGGUGGCCAUCAACGGUGUGUGGAUCCUGGUGGAGACAUACACACUGAAUAGCGGUUACUCCUGGUCUAAAUUUGUUCCCUGGAGUUACAUUGUUUUCCUGACCAUUUAUGGAGUAGAAGUGUUACUGAAAAUUGCAGGUUUGGGACCCAUGACUUAUUUCAGCUCUGGCUGGAAUCUGUUUGACUUCUCAGUGACGGUCUUCGCCUUCUUGGGUCUGAUCGCUCUGGCGUUCAAUAGAGAGCCUUUUUAUUUCAUUGUGGUUCUCCGGCCGUUCCAGCUGCUCCGGUUGUUUAAGAUCAAGCAGAGGUAUCGUAAUGUGUUGGACACCAUGUUUGAGCUUUUCCCCAGGAUGGCGAGUCUGGGACUGACGCUGAUCAUCUUCUACUACUCCUUUGCCAUUGUGGGAAUGGAGUUCUUCGCCGGAGUUGUUUACCCAAACUGCUGCAACACCAGCACAGUCGCUGACUCCUACAGGCAGAUAAAUGUUACGCACGGCAACACAACAGUGUUGGAAGAAGGCUACUAUUAUCUGAAUAACUUCAACAACAUUCUCCGCAGCUUUGUGACUCUGUUUGAAUUGACUGUUGUUAAUAACUGGUACAUUACCAUGGAAGGAGUGACUUCUAUGACGAGCCACUGGAGCCGCCUGUACUUCAUGACGUUUUACAUCGUCACCAUGGUGGUGAUGACCAUCAUUGUAGCUUUUAUUUUGGAUGCCUUUGUUUUCCGAAUGAACUACAGCCGAAAGAACCGUGAGCCCGUGGACAAUCCAGAGGAUGAAAACGGGAUCGUGUUUGAAGUAGAGGUGAGCCGGGAUGAGGCUCUGACCACGCUUGAGCUCUACAGGCAGACCUGCCUGACGCCAUCCUCCCUCAGCUCUCUGACAGGAGUCCUACAAGCCAUGGACAAGAGCGGGCACUCGUCUCUCGUGUACCAAGGUCGCCGCUCCAGGACUAAAAGUGAUCUCAGCAUGAAAAUGUAUGAAGAGGAGAUUCAGCAGGAGUGGUAUGCAGAAUAUUCAAGGGAAAAUCUCUCCCAGCAAGACCAGAUCCUGGAUCCAGAUCCCGACAGUCCUGCCUCUGAGAGCACACAGACUAGACACCACAGUAUUAACUAAAGCACAGGAAAACGACAGCACUUCCAGUGACCCCACACUUAACUCCUCCUUCAUAGAAGGAACAAAUCUGGGGCCUUUUGGACGACGAGUUGAUGGCGGCUGAUGCUGGAGUCGGAUGUUGGCCUUUAAAAAUGUUGGCAGAAAGCUUGUACUACCACAUCAAUUGUGCCCUAUUGUAAAUAAUUUAGUAAUUUUACCUGAUGCCUUAGUUUAGCGGCACAUCUGAUCAGCAUUAACACAAAUAGAAAGCUUUUUUUUUACUUAAAGAAAAGACUAAAACAUGUUUACUUCUUUUAGCUCAAACCACAGUUAUGGUGUAAAGUUUCUUUUAAUUGUCUUAGCAGACUCAAAAGUAUUUUAUAUAACUACUCAUUCUUAAAUGUAUUUGAGAGUAUGAGGGAUUAUAAUAAACUAUUUAAAUGAAAAA